CUUUAAAGGUAAUGAGCUCCCCGAGUGUGUGUUUUUUUUUUUCUUUUUCCCAGAGCAGCUGUUUAACCGGGGCUGAAAUGGUUAUAAAAAUGACAGUACACCAAUUAUCCCGGGAGAAAGACUCAGCGCUUUUAUGAAUGAAGUUCAGCACAGUUUGUCCCGCUUUUUAUCUACACCAGCCGGACUCUGGGACAUAACAUUUGUUGCCACUAACAGGAUGGAGUGGCUGUUCCAGCGAUGCCAUAAAGAGGCUGCUUUCCACUCUGUCUUUCGCUCGGUGCUGCUCAUGUCUUGUGUGCUCCUGGUCCUGUCCGUGUCCAUGUAUCCUGGGCUGUGGUCCAUUGGUGUCCAGCUUCACUCAGCCUUCACGGGGAGCUAUGUACCAGGCCACCACUCAGUCCUUCUCGUCAACAGUCCCAACGAACAGGCGGCCAAGGACAUCGGCAGGGCGAUCAUGGAGAGGCGGCUGGCAGCCAGUAUUAACAUUCUCUCCAGGAUCUCCACAAUGUUCUAUUGGAAAGGUGAAAUCCAGGACUCAAGUGAAAUUCUGAUGCUGGUGAAAACAAAGACCUCCAGGAUCCAGCAAGUCAUAGAUUAUGUGAGGUCUGUCCACCCCUACGCAAACCCAGAAGUCCUCAGCUUCCCGGUGAAGGACGGCAGUCUGGCUUACAUGAGUUGGAUGGAUGAAGCCAUUCCAGAUGACUGAUACAUCAUUAAAAUCAAAGCCAGUCUCAGCAUGGACUGCAGCCCAGAGAGGAAACCUGAGCCACGUGCGCACGCUGUUGUUUUGAAGGCUUUGGAUCGAAGGGUUCAGAAAGUACCCUGCUGAACAAAAGUUCAAUACAUGACAUUUACAAUAUUUUGUUGCUCUGACCUUUUCACUGUAAAGUCUACAAUCUACUGUGGAGAUCUGAUUUAAGUCCUUUGAAGAGCUUCAUAUCCCAGCCACAGAAAAUACUUGUUUCUGAUUGGCUGCCAGUUGUCAGUUAAAAUCGUAUAAUGGGACAAGUACAUUGCAGUGCAGUACAGGGUCAGUUCACUCACACUGGUAUAAUUAAUACAAUAUGGUUUAAACUGACAGUAAACUAACUUUUAAAAGUGGAUUACAAUAUUUAUCUCCUCCAUUAUGCAUUAUGCAUUAUGCUUUUAUAUUAUUGCACUUUUUACACAGGUAGCACUAUCCUAAUAGCAGUGAUUCUUUAGAGUAUUAUUAUUUUGUGUAUUGUAUUUGCAUUUGCUUAUGAUUUGUUUAUGCAUCCUGCAGCUUUAACAUAGUGAUGGUUUGUGCUGGAUCAUAUUAAUGAGAUCACUAUACCACAUGACCAUAGCAUUAAGGUUAUUGUUUUAUCAUAGUCAUGUACUGUUACUGUUACUCAACCUGCCGUUGCCCGCACAUUAGUACUACCUAAUGCUUAUAAGCAAAAUUUGUAGUCACAAGAUUUUAAAAGCUGUUCUCCAAAACGCUGAGUCCUAACAAAAAGAAACCCGAUCAGCAACACUCAGAAGAACAGGAUGUCAGGGCAAUCUACAUGUACCCACCGUUUCAAUACUUGAUUGCUUCAUCUGGCUGUAGAAGAGGGACACAAACACGUGUGCAUGUGUGUUGCUGACAUUUCCUUUAUUGGUGUGUAGGAUGCAGUUAGUGACACAGAACGUUUUGCCUUGUGCACUGUUUGUACAAGUAAAUCUAAGAUGGUCACGCAGCUGAAUUUCAGUCCUGCUCCAGGUUAGCUCAGCUUGUACUAAUAAAACAUUUACUAGUAUUGUGUAAAACCUCAAAUACAGCUACACAACCUACUGGGGAUAAAUUAACAAACAGGC
Molecule: messenger RNA, 1821 nt
Organism: Lates calcarifer (barramundi perch)
Lineage: Eukaryota; Metazoa; Chordata; Actinopteri; Centropomidae
Product: protein CutA homolog
Exons: 6
Coding region: 134-706 (190 amino acids)
Biological process (GO): response to metal ion
Molecular function (GO): copper ion binding
Source: RefSeq, a predicted model, not a curated record